This is a messenger RNA of Syngnathoides biaculeatus (alligator pipefish), 1562 nucleotides long. RefSeq names its product ectonucleotide pyrophosphatase/phosphodiesterase family member 7-like. The transcript has 7 exons. The coding region runs from base 65 to 1495 and encodes 476 amino acids. The record is from RefSeq and is a predicted model, not a curated record. Lineage: Eukaryota; Metazoa; Chordata; Actinopteri; Syngnathiformes; Syngnathidae.
UCAAAGUCAUUGACGACUGUGUGAAGAGGAGUAACGAAACCUUCUCGAGUAACAAAACCUGGCCAUGCUGUGGACAGCCGCCAUGUGCCUCCUGUGGGGGGUCUCGUGGACUACAGGGGCCCCCACCACCACCCCCACGCAGAAGGUCCUACUGGUGUCUUUCGAUGGUUUCCGCUGGGAUUAUGACCGAGACGUGGACACGCCGAACCUGGACCGGAUGGCCCGUGACGGCGUCAAAGCUGACUAUGUGACGCCACCUUAUCUCACCAUCACCAGCCCUACGCACUUCACGCUUCUUACCGGUCGCUACAUUGAAAAUCACGGCGUGAUCCACAACAUGUGGUUCAACACCACCAGCACGGAGAAGAAACCGUACUACCAAACACAGUUUGUCAACGAGUGGUGGGACAAUGGCACGCUCCCCAUCUGGAUCACGGCGCAGAAACAGGGCCUGAAGUCGGGUUCACUUCACUUCCCCGGCACAGCAUCAAGCUAUCAAGGCCAAACAGCGAUGGUACGAGAGGUCGAGCCACUCCUUUACAACUACAAGAAUGAGACGGCGUGGCGUCAGAACAGUGACAAGGUGAUGGGCUGGUUCCGUGACCAGGAUCUGGACUUCGUGUCACUGUACUUCGGCGAGCCGGACGGCACGGGGCACCGUUAUGGCCCGGACUCCCCUCAACGUAGGGACAUGGUUCGGCAAGUGGACCGGACCGUGGGCUACAUCCGGCAAUUGGCUGAGAACCACGGAAUGAGCCACGUCUUGAAUAUCAUCAUCACCUCCGACCACGGUAUGACCACCGUGUACCGGAACGGACUGGUAGAAGAAAUCACGCUUUCCAAGAUCCCAGGGUUUUCCUUCCGAGACGUGUCCUUCCACCUGGUGGACUUUGGGCCUUCGGGGAUGCUUCUGCCCAAACCAGGUAAGCUGGAGAAAGUGUACCAGGCCCUGAAGGGGGCGCACCCACACCUCCACGUCUACAAGAAGGAGGAGAUGCCCGCGCAUCUCCACUUUGCCAACAACCAGCGCAUCCUGCCCAUCAUUCUGCUUGCUGACGCCGGAUAUGUCAUCAAUGGGUACUUCCCCGUCCAGUUCAACAAGGGUGAGCAUGGCUUUGACAACCACGAGAUGGACAUGAAGGCCUUCUUCAGGGCGGUGGGGCCGGCAUUCCGCAAGGACCUGAAGGUGGGCCCCUUCGAGACGGUCCACAUCUACCCGCUCAUGUGCCACAUUCUGGGCAUCCGGCCCGAGAUCAACGAUGGGUGCCUGAAUGCUACGAGGGACAUGCUCAUCACUUACCCCCGGGAGAACGACGAAGCAGGCAAGCGUGUAAACCUGUUUCCGAACGCCGUGACUGGCUUGGCUGCAACAGCUGGAUUUCUUCUCGUGGUUUUUGUCAUUAUUUUGACUCGCAAAAUAGUUACUGGCAGACAACGCGGAAGAUCAGCAACUUUCACAAAUGAUGCAAAUGACAUUCAACAAACCUCCUUUUGAGCUUAAGUGACAUAGUUCAGUGUUUCAUUUUGUAAAUGUGUGUAUAUGUGACGAACAAAUAAGUGCG